Molecule: messenger RNA, 2963 nt
Organism: Effrenium voratum
Lineage: Eukaryota; Dinophyceae; Suessiales; Symbiodiniaceae
Source: the annotation of a GenBank genome assembly
GGAAAAGCCGAUUUGGGAGCCGUCCAGCAACUUGUUUCGAGCUGACAUGACACAUGUGGCUGAGCCAGCUCCGAGAGCCAUUUUGCCCAGCGCAAGUUGAGCAGUGGAAGCAAGGACAUCCUGCCCGAUCAGAUCAUGCUAGCUCUGCUUUCGAAAUCGAGCCGCCUAAGAACACUCCAAGUGCAGGGCCAACUUCUGCUCAGACUUCCGCCCAGAGUGGCCUCUCGACCCCCAUCCAGAGCGGCCUGGCGCGGCCUCUCGACCCCCGCCCAGAGCGGCCAAACUUCCGCCAAGGGCCUCUCGGCUGUGGAGCCCAAGGAUCCGCCCGCGAGUGCCAUUCUUUUCCGGCACGGGCAGCCGGAUCUCCCGUCCGACCUGGGUCCACGGGAUCUUCCAAAACCUCCGGGCAAGGCACUGCCACGAAGGAUGCAGAGCGAGCCUCAAUCCGUGCAUACGCGCUUCGACCCCAAGAAGCUGAUGAAGGCUAUCUCUAAAGCCUGGGAGGUGUCGAACAAGUACGCCAUUGAGGACUUUGAGUCGGCGCUGCUGGUGGUUGUAGGCCAGCAAUCUGCUGGCAAAACCACCUUUGUGGAAAGGUACCUAAAAUUCGCCUUCAGCAAGGUUGCGCAAGGCCUGGCGACGCGGAGGCCCUCUGUGCUGACCUUGUUUCCGGGUAAAGGGACGCUCAUCAAGGUUGUGGAAGAGCUUCCUUCUGGCGAGAAGAGCGAGGAGAAGACCUUUCAGGGGGACGAUUCGGUGACGAAGCUCCAUGAGUGGAUGCGUGAGAAGAACGAUGUGGGCCAGCAGGGAAAGCAGGUGGUGAAAGAGCGGCUUUUCAUCACGAUUUGCACGCAGGAGUGCGACACUCCACGGCGCAUCAUGGACCUCCCCGGGCUCCGGGCUGCGCAAGAGAAGGGCUUCGAAGGUGUGAAUGAAAUGAUCCUGGCCAUGGUCGGGGAGGCUGUCCAGAAGACUAACACCGUAGUGGUGUGUUUGGCAGAUGCAGACCAAGACCCAGCCACCAACGCCAUGUUUGGGCUUUUCGCGCAGAAGGAUCUGAACAUCGGCCUGGAUCGUCGAUUCUUGGUUCUUACGAAGAGCGACAAAUGGUUUGCAAGUUGUGCUCCGGAAAACCUGCCGGAACGCAUCAAGGCACGCAUGGAGGAAUGCGACAGGAUGGAAGGAUGGCAGAGUGUCAAGCCCUUGGUAGUGGGAUACACCCACAAGCUUGACGAGAGUAGUCCGGGCCGGAGAACACAGCAGUACAAGGAUGCCAACAGGGAAGAAGACGAUCAGCUGGCGGACCUUUGCGCGCAAGUGAGCCAUUCUCAGGACGAGCUCCAAGACUUCUGGGCGCGGUGCGGAUUCAGCAAAGUGCAGCCCGUCAUCGAGCAGCGCGCUCUGAAGAUGGACAAGUCCUUGCUGGUGAACAUGAUAAAUCAGCUCAGUCGUCAUGAGGGCAAGCUCCGGCAGAGACUUCUCAAGAUCGACAACGAGCUUGGGAACCUGGACGCUGCAGAGCUAGGCAAGAAAAUAGAGCUGCUGUGCUCGAAGGUGUUGUCCGACAGCACGAACUUCCUAUCUCGAGUGCCUGGCCAAGCAUCGAGAAGCAUGUUGUCCGAGGUGGGAACUGUGGAGGAGUUUGGGCAGACUCUUCUCGAGGAGGAGGAGGGUUUGUCCCAGUCCCGGUUCGACUUUGAUGAUGCGGCAAUGGCCGAUGCCGCUUACGAGAAUGGCAUCAAGAUGAUCGACUACAGCCGGGCCGGUGAGCACUCAUCCUCCUCCUUCGACAAGUUUUGGCAGGAGAGUGCUCCAAAGAUCAUGGAGCGCGUGCGGGCGCAGGGGGAGAAGCUCCUGCCAGGUCCAGGUCUCGGGAGAGCCGGGGACUUUUUUGAGCACAUGGCCUUGGACUACCUGCGCCCGGAGGAGGCGGACAAGAUUCGGAUCUUGAAUGCUGACACCUCGGAUAUAGAGCAGCUGUUCCUCCCGCAGCCCAUAAGACAAGUGGUGCAGGUAGUGAAAAUCAAGGCCGCCACUAUGCGACCAGUUACGCUGUACUUUGUACAGAAGACGAGCUAUCUCAUGGUGGCGGGCCUGAGAUGUGCGCACCAGACUAUCUCAAAGAAGAAAGACAUGAAGGUGUUGAUCGAGAUGCUGGGAGGUCACGACACAGUUUUCCAGGCGAUGCGCAGAGGUUUUCUGGACCACCUUCUGGUGCAUGCAGACAACGCAUUUCAUCAGUCGAUUUCGGAUCAUGAGAACUGGAUUAACAGCAUCGGAGCGAUGCGGACAACGCAGGACGGUCUGCUUGCUCAGGGAGCCGCUCCACAGCAUAUGACCUGCAGUGAGGAGGUGGAGAAAGCGUUGAAGGACGGGCUCUUUAGGAGCCUUGGGGAGAACUUCGAGCAAGAGUUCCCAUCUGCUGCAGCAGGUCUGAAGGAGGGGCUGAAGAUCACAGACCAGACUGGUCAGCACGGAGGUGUGAUUGCGCUGGCCGCAAAAUAUGUGAACCGCAUGAAGAAGGAAGGCAUCCUGACGAUGCAGAAGCAGGAGGAAACUGCAGAGAAGCAGACGGUGGCGUCUUCCUUGAAUUUCCCGAAUCCCCAACGGCAAUAUGACUAUUACAUGGGCACGAUCACCAUCCUCUUAGCGCUCAGCGCCCCAGAAUUUGUGAAGAGCGUCAGGGUUCGCUGUCUUGGCGGCCUAGUGGGCAGUAUCCAACACCCGGACUACAGGAAAUCCUAUGAGGAGUCGAUGGCCAAAGCAGUCAUCAAGGCCUGCGUGAAUGAGAAGCAGAUGAAAGCAAAGGAAGAGGCCUUGAAGGAAGAGAAGAUCAAGAUCGAGGAGCAGCAGAAGGACUGUGCAGAAGUGUUGAAAGAACUCCGCUCCCUGUUGUGAUUUGGAUCAGUCCUCCAGGCCGCUUUUGCUGGCUUUGUUGUUGUUUGUGCCUUCUUGGACACUCU